Messenger RNA from Naegleria lovaniensis, 1170 nucleotides. RefSeq lists its product as uncharacterized. The coding region runs from base 1 to 1170 and encodes 389 amino acids. NCBI's taxonomy places the organism in Eukaryota, Heterolobosea, Eutetramitea, Acrasida, Naegleriidae. The record is from RefSeq and is a predicted model, not a curated record. The transcript has a single exon.
AUGAAGUCCAAAUUCAUCGUUGCCUUACUCUUUGCCUUUGUGCUUUCAACUGCUGUGGUUAUGGCAGGUGGAGUACUGAAGAAGAAGGACGAUUCUCCCAAGAAUGUUGAUUCCUAUGCUGAUCAUCAAAAAUUCUGUUACAGAAAGUGUGUCAGAUACACCAGUAUCAAGGGAAAGUGUUCAGAUUUUGAAUGGGUAGGAACCAAGAAGGAAUGUUGCGAUUGGAAGAAGGUCGGUGGCGGAAAAUGUAUUCGUUACAAGAGAUUUAGCAAGUGUGUGAAACAUUCCAAAUCAAGAAAACUCUGCUUGGGACAUGGUUAUAAACAAGUCUGUGACAAGUACAAGAAUGAAAAGUAUUGCGUGAAAUACCAAUGGAAGCAUUCUUGUAAGAAGGGUACUAAUCAUGCUUGUGAUCAAUAUGCUUAUCACUUCAUUUGUACCAAAUACGAUCAUUCACACAUUUGUGCCAAGUACAUUAAGGUUCCAAAGACUGCUUACUACUUUAAGCAAAGAUGUGCUCAAUACAAAGUCAAUGCCAAGUGUGAUUCUUACAGACAAGUUUGUAAAUGCCAAAAGAAAUGGAAGAAGGUUACCAAGAAGCACUACAAGGGAUGGACUGAUACUUACUACACUGCUUUCUGUGUCAAGAAAUGUCACAGCAUUUGUAACAGAGUGGUCAAGACCAAGAAGUGUGUCAGAUAUCAACCAGUCAAAUUCAGCAAGAAGAAGGGUUACACUAAGAAGUGUGUUAAAUUCGUCGAUAGAAAGUUCUGUGUUGCUCAAAAGAAGGCUCGUUUCUGUACCAGGUGGGUUAAGAAUCAUUUCUGUCAAUUCAAGAAGAGAGUUAGAGUCUGUAUCAAACACAAGCAUCGUAGAUUCUGUGCUGCCUACAAGUCAGUUCCAUUCUGUACUCAAUAUCACAAGACCAAGCCACACUGUAUUAAGAGAAAGCACUGGAGAAAGUGUGUUGAAAAGUCCAAGCCAGUCAAUGUCUGUAAGAAGUAUCAAUUCGUUGGUGGUACUAAGAAGUGUGUCAAGCAUGGAUUGGUAACCAAGUGCGCCAAGCAUAAGACUAUUUGUACCAAGGUUGAUAUCUACAAGCCAGAUCAUAAGAAGAAGAAGCACAAGAAGCAUCAUAAGAAGCAUCACAAGAAGGAUAAGAAGUAUUAG